Molecule: messenger RNA, 1341 nt
Organism: Bicyclus anynana (squinting bush brown)
Lineage: Eukaryota; Metazoa; Arthropoda; Insecta; Lepidoptera; Nymphalidae
Exons: 3
Coding region: 250-735 (161 amino acids)
Biological process (GO): sleep; positive regulation of voltage-gated potassium channel activity; regulation of synaptic transmission, cholinergic
Source: RefSeq, a predicted model, not a curated record
UGGACAUGUCCCGUUUCACUACUGGGCUUCCUUCCUGUGAAUCAUGAGCCUCGCAAAGAGAUGCCGAUGUCGGCUGGAGACCACAUGGCAUAUGCGCCGCGAACGCGGGCGGGAGCGCCAGUGUGUUAUGUAAAUUACUCGUUCACUUUGUGUUUAUUUACUAGUUCGAUGCCGUAUUGCUAAAGUAUAUCUUAACAAAACAUAUGGAGACUUUUGUGUGUCAUUGAGUGGAAUGUUUAAUUCAAAAACAUGGAGUUUUCGUUAGUACUCUUGGUGCUGACCGUGUUGUGGAAAACCUCCUCGUGUGUUCUCUGUUACAAAUGUCUUCCCGAAGACACAGGGAACAAUGACAGAAUCAACACAUCGUGCGAGCACUUCGACGGCAGCGACAGAUUCGUAGAGAACUGCACCAAGUCUACAAUGUGCUCCAAACGAGUGAGCACGUUAACAAGCGUAGGAAAAGGAUCCGUGUCCACAGUGAUCGUGUCCAGGAAUUGCGCAAAGCAGAGCUUGGGACAGGAGCAGAGGAAAUCAAACGGGAAGUGGCACCAGUUCACCGCCAUACACGAAGUCCACGACGAACAGUGCACACAAGACGACUACGAUCCGGACAGACUGACAGUUAUACUGAACUGUCACUGCCGCGGAGACUAUUGUAAUGCGUCUAUAGUUUAUGGUGUUCAUUUUAAGACUAUUUUGUUAUUGUCUAUACUUUAUGUGUUUCAAUUCAGUUAAUGUUUCUCUAAAAAAAAGAAGAAGGUAAAUAAUUGUAUUGAUAGGAAAUGAUUGCCUUUAAAAGUGUCUUGAGAAUGUAUUGAUGAUUUAAAAAAUCAAAGCCCUUGAAACCUCAACACAGUUGAUGGAAGAAAUUGAAAUCUGAGUCUUCGUUUAGUCAAUUAAGAUAAGUAAUGAGGGAAGAAAUAGAAGAUACUUUAUUGCACACAAAAAAGAUAAAAAAUAACAAUUAAAACUAAAAAUUAGCAUGCGAAGGCGGUAUAAGCAAUCUUUAAAAGGCAACCCCUUAUGAGAGAACAGGUCAGUUAAUAUUUAAAGUCACACAUAAAUACAAUAUGGCUUAUAUUUAUUUUUCGGUUGACGUCAGUCUGCCUUUUAUGAAGAUCCUGCAGUCUUAUUCACUAACUUUGAGGUAUGUUAGUUGACAUGUACGGAAUUUAUAGGAUCUCAAUUUUGUAUAUGUCAACUGACAUAAAGUAACAAAUAUCAUCCGGUGCCUACUGGUGGAUAUCAAACAAUAGAUGACAUUUCUCAAUUCAUUUGAUGUUUAUUGACCAAAAUAGUAAAUAGGCCAGCUGGUAGACGUUGUCGUUAAAUGUUUUACAA